AAUAAAAUUAUUACAUGAAUUAAUUUACUCAUAUCGUUUUAUUAAAUCCAUUACGACAUGUUUUACAGUGUUGAUGUUGUUGUUGUUGUUGUUUUUUGACAGCGAUUUAAAGCUUUUCGCCUUUUAUUUCCUAUUUUGACGUUUGAAUGCUCUAAACAUGUGUUUCUUUUUUAGUCAUCAUCCACCACAUAUGUUACAUUAGUUUAUUCUUACCCUGUGUACGCAAAUGUAAUUUCGUAAUUAUUGCGUCGAGGUAUUUAAAUAUCUUUUUUUAAUAUAAUGGUUGACGUGUUGGAUGGUAUGAAAGUGGGCAACAUGACAACCAACCAGAACGACGCAUAUAUAUUCGAUGGGCCGAUAACAUGGAAUAACGAUAGAUUCUUCGUUUUCUCGAACUCGGAUAAUGAGAUGCAACAUAAACGCAUGACGGAUGAUGAAUCUGAGAGCGUCUUGUGUAACAGGCCUGGAACACAUGUAGAGGAAGAUAAAAACUACUCUGAUCCAGUUCUUUCUCCGAAUGAACUGCCACGCGAUGAGCAAAAAACAUGUGUAGAUAUAGACGAAAAUGCAUACAAGAUAAACCCUUCCGAGCUACAAGAACUAACGUUUAGAGGUCGCUCUUCGUCAAAUAAUACAGGCUUAUCGGAUAAAAGAAUGUAUGUGCCACAUACAAACAUUGACCUUUUAGAGUCAACAACAGGUAUACUUUUCUUGGCAGAAGACAUACAUGCCUUGUAGUUCAAAUGACACACACUGACGUUUUUAAAUAUUAUACAAUACUCAUUAUGUAUGUAGUUGCGUUUGGUUAGUAGGGGAAUUGAAAAUUCAUGUUCAUUAUUUUGAAAUGGACUGCUUUUUCACGUGAUAAAUUAAAACAGUAUUACCAGCAUUUAUUUCCAAAGCAGGCCUAGUACUUUACGGAACUACUAGUAAGGUUGUGUCAAAUCGUUUAUUACAUUACUGAAAAAGCACUUCAAGACCACAUCUGUCAGGUGAAAUUGCGCUUUGUGAAUUUUGCUUUAUUAUACAUGCUUGGAGUUAUAUCUA
Dreissena polymorpha is the source of this 1047-nucleotide messenger RNA. RefSeq lists its product as uncharacterized. NCBI's taxonomy places the organism in Eukaryota, Metazoa, Mollusca, Bivalvia, Myida, Dreissenidae. Bases 280 to 738 code for a protein of 152 amino acids. The record is from RefSeq and is a predicted model, not a curated record. The transcript is spliced from 3 exons.